Molecule: messenger RNA, 2203 nt
Organism: Trichomycterus rosablanca
Lineage: Eukaryota; Metazoa; Chordata; Actinopteri; Siluriformes; Trichomycteridae
Gene: sgpp1a
Product: sphingosine-1-phosphate phosphatase 1a
Exons: 3
Coding region: 590-1951 (453 amino acids)
Biological process (GO): sphingosine metabolic process
Cellular component (GO): endoplasmic reticulum membrane
Molecular function (GO): sphingosine-1-phosphate phosphatase activity
Source: RefSeq, a predicted model, not a curated record
CUCUGCUGUUAUAACCUUGAUCUUUGGCUCAGUCAGCGGGUAUCCGCGUUUACGUCAUAUGUGGUGCGAGAGCCCGUUGCCAAUUCGUUUUAGUGGUGAGCACUUCGGCUCAUUAUCAUUGGACUCGGCUCAUUACUGUGUGUGUGUGUGUCUGUGUCCAUAAAGUACGACAACUUUUAACAAAAUCUAACUUAUUGAAAACGGGCUAGCGUUGUUCACCUGAAAUAACCGAUUCAAAGAACCGACUCGUUAGUAAACGAUACAGAAGAAGUAACCAAUCGCGCGGACGCGGUGCCUUCAGUUCUCAACAGGCGGGCUAGCGGCUCAAGUGUAGACGUGAGAUCAGCUUUUCCUUAACUCCGACUUUUGUUAGACACACGUUUCCUCAAGAAAGAAGCCGCUACCACAGAAGCAGACUUAUACAUCGAAGAACCCAGUUUUUGGGCUACAAAUGUGACCGGUGUACUAGAAAUUCGGAGUUAGUUGUUAGCGAGCUAGCUGUGUUGCUAUGUGUUCCUCUUUAUCAGGGAACACCACCCUCUCCUGACCAGCGUACAGUCGUUACAUUAAAGACUGUUUUAGUUUCAUUAUGGCGACUUUGUUUAAACAGUUCGUCUGUCUUUGUAGAUACUUACAGGAUCCGUGUCAUGUUGCCAGAUUCCAGCACCUGUGCGGAGUUAAAGGGACAUUUCCUCGCAAAUCAGCCGGGACGGAGGAGAGUGGACGAGACGUGUCUCCUAACGGUGCAUGUAUGGACCAUGGUGAUGGAGAGGAUAGGGACCUGGAAAUGAAACGCACUUUGGUUAGAAGAGGUUUAAUCGGUUCCUCGAAUGACCCAACAGAGAUGAAUAGUGGAUCUAAAACGUCCCAUGUUGAUAACAAGGACGUUCCUAUCAGCAGUGGUGUGGGUGAGAAAGGAGACUUAAAAGGAAGAGUGAAACCCCUUCGUAAGAACUCUCUUACUGAUGAUGAUGUUGAGCAAGAGUUCAUCAUCGAGAACAAGUUCCUCUUCUACCUGUUCACAAUGGGCACCGAGCUGGGCAAUGAGAUGUUCUUUAUCAUGUUCUUCCCAUUCCUAAUGUGGAAUGUGGAUGCCUUUGUUACCCGGAGUGUGAUCGUGGUGUGGGUCUGGAUCCUGUUUUUCGGACAGUCCACCAAAGACCUCGUGGGAUGGACUCGUCCUGCUUCUCCACCCGUGGUCAAAGUGGAGGUCUUCUACAACUUUGAAUACAGCAUGCCCUCUGUGCACGCAAUGACCGGAACAUCAGUUCCUUUCUGCCUUUUCAUGCUCACUUACAAUAGAUGGGAGUACCCCUUCCUGUUAGGACUGAGCAUGGCUGUUUCUUGGAGUUUCCUGGUAUGCAUUAGCAGAAUCUACAUGGGAAUGCAUUCUGUCUUGGAGGUGAUUACAGGCUCCCUGUACAGCUUGCUGAUCCUGGCUGCUUUCCUUCCCGUGCUGGAGGGUAUUGACACAUUCUACUUGACAAGCAGCUUAGCUCCAGCUGCCAUAGUGCUGCUGCAUUUGGGCCUGGCUGUACUCGCCUUUUCUUUGGACUCAUGGAGCACGUCUAGAGCUGACACUGCUCAGGCGUUGGCCACUGGCAGCGGUGGUGCGCUGGCAUCCCAUCUCAACCAUCGUCUGGGCCUGCAGCUUGAUCUGCCCGCUUCCUCACUGCCGCUGAAAAUGCCUUCCAUUACCAGAGGGCUGCUUGGCAAUGUAGUCCUGCGAAUGCUGGUUGGCGUGGCAGUGCUGCUCACCGUGCGAGCAGUUAUGAAGGCUAUUGCUAUCCCGCUGGCAUGCCAGCUGUUUGGUGUGCCCUCCGACGAUGUGCGUAAAGCACGGCAGAACCCGCGCGUGGAGCUAACCUACCGCUUCAUGGUGUAUGGCACAAUGGCUUUCUGCUGUGUCUUUCUAGUGCCGCUGCUCUUCCACUGUCUGGAUCUGUCGUGAGAAAUAGGUUGGGUUUCUGUUGUAGCCAAAUUUACAGUAUUUGUUUUAAGCCACAUGCUGGCAACACCCAGGGCCAAUGGACUUUUCUGGAAACCAGCUUUUAUUUUGAAAAUAAGCUAACUAUGAAGUAUUAACUGAAAUGAUGUAGUUAGACACAAUGUAACCACUAAACUGUAAAUUCUAUCAAAUUGUUUCUAGAAAUUUGGCUUUUAUUUUCCAAACAAUUUGCUGGAGUUUUUGGUUAAUUUUAUU